AUGAUUGGCAUCCAGCUGACAUUCAGUGGAGCUCUCCCCAGCGGCGCAGCACCUUCUCUAUGUGCUACUCGACACAACGUCAAGGCGGACGAGUACGACGAGGCGGAGAUCGACGACAUUCUCGCGCACAUCGCGCAGCUUUCCGGCACGGACUCGGGGAAAGACACCUUUGCCGCGCGCCGACGACAUGGGCCAACAAGCGCAGCCGCGAGCAACGUGACGACGCCGACGGUGCGAUUCGUCAAAUACGAGCUGGACAACUUCCACAACUCGACAGGUUACUAUCUCCGGCACGCGUACGCUGUCGUAUCGGCUUACCUCGCCGAGUUCCGGGAGGGCGAGGACGCAGCAACGACGGAGAAGAGGGAGGCGGCCACCGUCGAGGCACUGGUCGCGCUCGAUGCGGAGCAGGAGUCGACGCUAUUGAGUCAGGUCCAGCGGCGCGCGAGCAAGACGCAGGGUGUGGCCCUGCUGACCCUCUACGGACGCGGCCUCGCUCCCCCACCGUCAUUCUUCAACUCUCCGCCAUCCGCCUCCCUCACCCACGUUUCCGAAGCGAAGGAGGAAGCAAAGAAGUCCCUCAUCAGCAGCUUCAAACUCCGCGUCCGCCGGGGCAAGUCCCACGGACACCUGUCUCUCUGUUUCGGCGUGCUGUGUGCGCUUCUCGAGAUCUCCCCCGCGACUGCGCAUCACGUUUAUCUCUUCACGCAUCUCCGAAGCAUCCUCUCGGCCGGCGUGCGACUGAAUCUGAUCGGGCCAUACCUAUCCACUCAAGUUCUGAGCUGGGAUGGCCGACGCAUCAUCGACGACACGCACGACGUGCGGCGGCCAUGGGAUUGUGCCGCCCCAGUCGACCCCGUCGAUGCGGCUUUCUCAGCAGUCCAGAACCCCAUCUCCUCAGAGAAACAGGCAAACGGCGUGCCGAACGGAGAAGACAAAUUGGACGACGCUAAGCCAGCGCAAGCGGAGCUCGAUGGGGACAAGAAGCCGACCCAGGCGGAGCUUGCGGCUGCGGAGGAGAAGGAAGUGCAGAUGAAGGAGGAGGCGAAGAAGCAGCCCGAGGAUAUCUGGGCAUGGGCCAAGACAUGCGAGGCUGGGCCGUGCACGACGUGGCCCCUCAUCGAGAUCCUGACGAGCCGACACGACCUGCAGCACUCGCGCAUCUUCAAUAGCUAA
Molecule: messenger RNA, 1176 nt
Organism: Trichosporon asahii var. asahii CBS 2479
Lineage: Eukaryota; Fungi; Basidiomycota; Tremellomycetes; Trichosporonales; Trichosporonaceae
Exons: 2
Coding region: 1-1176 (391 amino acids)
Molecular function (GO): nickel cation binding
Source: RefSeq, a predicted model, not a curated record